Molecule: messenger RNA, 5033 nt
Organism: Nothobranchius furzeri (turquoise killifish)
Lineage: Eukaryota; Metazoa; Chordata; Actinopteri; Cyprinodontiformes; Nothobranchiidae
Gene: fam163ba
Product: family with sequence similarity 163 member B, genome duplicate a
Source: RefSeq, a predicted model, not a curated record
ACCGCUCCACUUGCUUUUCGACAAAACAUCGAACAGCAAGCCAGCUCACAUGUAGCGAGAUGAGCUGAGCAUGCGGGAGGAGGAGAUGCUUCAAUAACCGGACUGAGAAAGAAGAGAGGGAGAGAGGAGACCUGGAGAUUCAUCCCAUCUAACACCUGACCUCCACCUUCCAGGACGCAGGUCGAGUUUUGGGGAAGAAUUGGAAAGAAAUGGCGAGGUUUUGCCCUCCAGCACACAUGUUGCCGAGGCUGCUGGUCAUCCUGAGGAUGUUUGCGUAGGAGUGUUUGAUUUUUGCGGACAGCGACAGUUCAGUAGUCUGUCUGAACAACUCCAAGGACGUGUGCGUCUUCUCCAAGCACAUUUGUUAGAGAUAACAUCAUCAUUACUGGAGUCCGCCUCGCUUUAUUUACAUUUGGAGUGUUUCAUUUUAUUUUUAUUUUUUUGGGGGUGGGUGGGGUGUUUUUCCAUUUUCUCCCCUCCGACGCUGCAAAACAUGUUUUGCAUUUAGUUAAGAGCACGUGAGGAAAGACAAUAACCAAGGUCCCAGUGGGAGGUUUCUGCCCUUCACUCCUAUUUGAUCACUUCAGCAUUUAGUUUUUUUUUGUUUUUCUUUUUUUUUUUUUUACUGGCACUGGAUUUUUUUUCUUUUCAUUGACCUCAGCAUUAAGUGACUGAUUAGGUAAACUGCAAGAUGGAAUUUGAGCUCCAAGGAGUGAGAUGUGACCCAGAGAGUUCCUCUUAUAUCUGAAGGGUGUUGAUGGAGAGCCAUUCGAAUGACAGCCGGGACCGUGGUCAUCACUGGUGGAAUUCUUGCUACGGUCAUAUUACUCCUCAUCAUCGCAGUGUUAUGCUACUGUAGGCUGCAGUACUAUUGCUGUAAGAAGGAGGAGUCUGAGUCGGAGGAGGAGGAGCCGGACUUUGCUGUGACGUCCCGCCUUCCGCCAGUGCACUCCAAUCACAACAUCGUGGCGGCGACGGCGGCCGCCUCCUCCAUCCCCAAUGGCCCUGCCAUCUUCCCCACCCCCCCACUGGCAAGGAAACUGACGCGUUCGCAGACCUUCUGUCCAUCCUGCACGCACUAUGACCUGCCUUUCUACCUUCAGCCCCCCCCACCGCAGGUCCACCACCAGCCGGACGGACUGAGGAAUGGAGGGGAGCGAAUCAGCUACCGCAGCGUCCAGCAGCAGGAGCUGGACCUGCCGGUGCCGGUGAACAUUUCUAACUACCGUAAACCCAACCUGGCCCGGUCAGUGACCAUGAGGGAGAUGUUCACACGCAGCUGCAGCAUCAGCACCGAUGUUUAGCUGCUUCUUAGGACAGUGUCAUCACAGUUAACACGCUCAAGUCAACGACUUCCUACCUGAGAUCACUUUGUCCUGCUUCCUCUGGACUCCUCGCUGAUAGACUGGCAGAUGAUGUCAGAAGGGCACAACCAGGAGCGAUCUUCUCUUCACAGCUGCAACGAAUAAUACAGGAUUAGGAGAAGUCUUAUGUUACGACCAGGUGAUCUGCUUGUUCCUCCAUCAGCAGAUUUCACAGAUUAUGAAAUGUCACUCAUGAAGAGUGGAGAAGAAGAAGAGGAGGAGGGCUUUUGCAUUUUAGCUGCCAUCCACAGACAUUUUUCAUAGUUUUAUCUUAGGCCAUAAUAUUUUAAGAUAUCAAGGGCUCAUGGAAGAUUUAAAGUCCUUAUUUUCCAUGUCUGACAGGGAGAGUAUCUGCACACAGUGUUGGUACAGUUCUCUGUUCUAAAAGAGAAAAACACAUCCUUGUUGAUGCAGGCAGGCUGGUUUAAGUGCUGAAACGGGCCGGGUUCUUGCAUCUGUGUGCAUAAACUGUACGUGAGUGCAUGCAUGUGAGCGUGUAACGUAGUGAACUGUUAUGCCAAACUUUUAUUUCGUUUUCACUUCUGAGUGACCCAUGUGCUAUUUCAGAGAAUUGCAAAGACAACCAAUGGAAUUACUUAUUAUUGUUUCACAACUGUUUACCAGUCAGACUUAAAGCAGUCAAAGGUGACAAACGGUGUUAGAGCAGCUUAUUCAAACUUUCACCUUUGUUAUGGUUCUUCACUGAAUUCUGUAUUUCCUGUGUUGUAUCUGACUGGUCUGGCUAAAGACUCACCCUUAAAGACACGUGUAUAAAUAUUUAACUGGCCAUAACGUCUCUUUCCUCUAUAUCAACUCGGUGGACUGAGGAAAAUGUGUCCACCCUCAGAGGUAUUCCGAGAGAUCCAGCUCGGGAUUGAUUUUAUUUUCUGCACACUGGCUGACCAGCCUGACUGGAGGAGCGGUGGCUGGGCUUUUAUGGGAAAACAGUCAAUGAGUGAAAUUAUGUACUGCUGAUAUCUAGAGACAGCGCUGGUAGUUGUGUGGAGAGGGGGUUGAAGCUGAUUAAAAUGUCCCUUUUUUAAGCCCCACCCCCAUCAUCUCCCUUGGACAUGCUCUUGUACCCUGCUCUGUUUUUGUCUCUUUGUAGAUUUGACCAACAACAGCCACGUUCAUUUGUUUUCCUGAAAGGUGAACAAGUACUUUGUUUUGUUCUGAGAUGAACCAGUAAUCCAAAACAACACACACAGUUCUGUAAAGAGAACAUCAUGACAAUCCCAGCUCUGUAUUGUUAUAUUAAAGUGACUUUUCUGUCAUUUUGAAGUUUGUUUUUGUAAACGUUAUAAUUAUUGCCAAGCAUUACCUCCCUGAGCAGCCUCUGUUUGAAGAAACAGCAUUUACAUCACAUGGACGAACUAGCUAAUGCUUAGCCCAUAUGCAGCCAACUGUAUACGGACCGCUUCCUUUUUAAAGCACCUCCAAUGUCAAGUGUAUUUUACCUUUGCAGUUUUCCAUUAGAUUACCUGAAACUAGCAUGAUAUGCUAUAAUAUCAUAGUUUGGUAGCAUAAUAUAUUUUUGCUAGCAACAUUUUUUAAUUAAGUCACAGUUUCCUAGCAUAGCAAAGGAAGAAUUACAGAGUCCUGUCAUCUAUAAAUAAAUCUACAACGACUCUUGUAAAGCAAAGUGUGUUUGUUUUUAAUAUAAGAAAGGAUGUUAAAUGGAUACUUAGUACAUUUUUAAUAUUUUUAAAUCAUUUUCUUGAGCCAGUAUGUGCUAAAAUGACCCUUUACAUGGUUAAUGAAAGUCCACCCAGCCCCUAUCACCACCUGUGGUCAGAAAAUGCCCCUUUUUCCACUCUGCUGGGACAUAGAAAAUAUUGAGCUGACAUGCCUGGCACUGCAGUGUGUUUCCAGCACAUUUCCUGCAUGUUUUAGAUCUGAUGAGUUUAAUUUAGUGAUGAAUCACUCCCGUAGACACUAAUGAAGGCCGGGGAGAUGUUUCAGCUGUUAAACCAACACAUUCUCACUCCCAGCAUGUCAAAAACAAACGCUUGGUCAGCCACACUCCACGCCAGACCCUUGACGCCAAAAGUGCCCUUUUUCGUCACUUAUGUGCGAAAAAGGUUUUUUCCCUUUUCUGACUGCAGAUUCCAAUGCAGCGUUACACUGACGCAAUGGGACGUCUGCAGCCAGGGCACCAAACCAGCUCAUUGUACCUCACCCUAACCUUAUCCUCUUAUUUAACCUUCCCCUCACCCCUAUCCUAACCUUAACCAUCUUGCUAGCUAACACGUUAGUGAUGUGUCGGUCUCUCUAAAAGCCGGCUCUUUGAAGUGAACGGCGGGAUCCGCCUCAUCACUAGUCGGGUUUGGACCGAGGCAACGCAAGGGGGAGGUUUCAACCACCAAGGUGGAGGUUAAAAGUAGAGGGUAUUUGUAACCUCCCCUCGCCAGAUGGUAUGUUCUAAUGUUCCCCUUGGGUGGCAAAUACGAAAAUUCACAGUCAGAAUGCAUGGGAAACAAACGCUUGAUUACAGUGAGAGUAACGUUUUAGGUAGCAAGAGGGUUAAGGUUAGGAUGAGGGAGAGGGGAAGGUUAUAAAUAGUGAAACGUUAAGGUUUAGGUGCGGUUAAAUGAGCUGGUUCGGUGCUGCAUCAGGGGAUAUCCCAUCGCGUCAGUUUUACGCUGCAUUGGGAUCUGCAGUCAGAAAAGGGAAAAACCCCUUUUCGCACAUAAGUGACGAAAAAGGGCACUUUUGGCGUCAGGAGUCUGACGCAGAGGGUGGCUGACCAAGCGUUUGUUUUUGACGCGCUGGGAGUGAAAAUGUGUUGUAGUUAUGACUCGCAGUGAGGAACUAGGUUUUGCUUUCUGUUCUACAAACGAACACUAGGGGGUGCUAAAAAUGCCUACAUUGCCUAGUUCCCCUUACUUGUUGAUUUCAAAUACAGGAUGAUUGCUUGUUUUAAGAUAAUUUGAAACACAUUUUGUAAAUAACUUAAUAUAAUGAUGGUGUAAAAAAUGUUACGUGAUAAUGGGGAAAUCCAGCAAAUAGAAGCUACUUUAUUACAGAAGAAAUCAUCUUUCCUGUGCUCGGACUAGCCAUUAACUUAUCACUCCAUAAAGUACGACUGUUACUUCUACAGAGGCCAAAGCUGUCAGCAAUGAGAAACACCAGGAUUACUCAUGAAACUUUUACACAGAAGCACACUUCAAAAAACACAAAAGUCCCUUUAUCCACCACCUUAGCUUGAUACAAAAUCCGACUAUUUUUAUUUUAAGCCUAAAAUAAUUUUUGCAACCAUCAAACUGCCCUUUAGAAAUUCAAACUUACAUUUUUCUCUACUUUUUUCUCAAUGCAGAGCAUCUCACAAGAGCUAAGUCCACAUUGUCACACACAGAAACACACAAAGCCACAUAUAAUCAUUUUUAAUGUUCUUUUUUUGGAAACUGAAGCUAUUUGAUGGCUGCACAGUAACUGUAGUGCCAUAAAUAAUUAUAAGAGAAAUGUAUUAUUAAGAUUAUUAUUACUAUUGUAAGUGUUUAUUCAAAUAAGAUGUGGUUUUCUGUUCAGGUAUUUGAAUUACUUGUUUUAUUUUAUGAUCCAGCUGUUUUUCAGACUCAGUCCAGUACAGCAGAGAUGUUUCUGUUCCUGUUUCAAAUAUAAUAUUUAACCAACAGACACAUUGUUGAUAAUAAAAUAGUGUUAAAGCUC